Messenger RNA from Trichosurus vulpecula (common brushtail), 2150 nucleotides. RefSeq names its product trichoplein keratin filament binding (gene TCHP). Gene Ontology annotation, cellular component: keratin filament. The record is from RefSeq and is a predicted model, not a curated record. Gene Ontology annotation, biological process: apoptotic process. Bases 87 to 1586 code for a protein of 499 amino acids. NCBI's taxonomy places the organism in Eukaryota, Metazoa, Chordata, Mammalia, Diprotodontia, Phalangeridae. The transcript has 13 exons.
GACUACGGCCCGGAGAGCGCGCCGCUUGGCGGCGGAGGCCGGGAGCCGGCUGAAACGGCUGCCGAGACCGCGGGAGGAGCGCCAAGAUGGCAUUACCUACCAUGCCCUCCUGCUGGCCGCCCCGCAACAGAAUGCUGGAAAGGCAGAUUGUGCGUCACCGAGAGCAAGAAGCCCGAUUUCGGCAACAGUGGGAUGUCAACAGUCGCUAUUUCAAAGAAUUUGAUGUCUGGAGCUCUAAGCAGGCCCAGUGGAGCUCGAGAACAUGCUACCAGCAGAGCAUGCAAGCAUACGAACAGCAGAAACUGAAGGAGGAAAAGAAAAAGAGUUUGGCAGAACGACAAAAGCGUCUCUGUAAACUCCUGGCAGAGGAGAGGAGUCAGCUCACCAAAGAACUGAAAGAAAAGAGGCUAAAUGUGGCUUUGAGAGAGAGCGACAUGAGAGAAAGAAGCGAGAAACUGAAGUCAGCGAGAGAACAAGAAAGGAAAACGGUUGCUGAACAACUUCUGUAUGAACACUGGAAAAAGACUGAUCCCAGAAUCCGCCAGAUUGAGUCAGCUCUUCACAGGAAACAUGUGGUCGACUCCUGGGAAUCUCAGCUGUCAGAAAGAAAACAGCAAGAGACUGCCGAGAAAGAGGAAAAAGCACAGUUUGAAAACCAGUAUGAAACUGCCAGAAGGGAAGCUAUACAGCGGAUGAAACAGGAGGAAGAGAAGCAACGUCUGAAGGACAAGCAGCAGGCGGAGGCACUGCUUCAGCAGAUGGAAGAGCUCAGGCUGAAGGAGAUGGAGGCCACAAAACUGAAGAAAGAACAGGAGAACCUGUUGCGGCAGCAGUGGGAACUUGGUUUACUGGAGGAAGAAAGGAAGAACAUGGAGGAGUACAGGAAGAAGGCGGAGCUGGGGCGCUUCUUGAGACACCAGUACAAUGCUCAGUUGAACAGACGCACGCAGCAGAUCCAAGAGGAGCUGGAGGCAGACAAACGGAUCCUCUUAGUCCUUCUGGAGAAGGAAGACGAGGACCAAAGGCGGGACUCAGCCCGGCGGGAGCAGGCGGCCGCAGAUGCCGCAUGGAUGAAACAAGUCAUUGAGGACCAGCUGGAGGUGGAGAAGGCCCGAGAGGCAGAGCUGCAGCUGUUGUACAGGGAAGAGGCCAAGCAAAUGUGGGAGAAGAGAGAGGCUGAGUGGGAGAGAGAGAGGCAGGCUCGAGACCGACUGAUGAAAGAGGUUCUUACAGAGAGACAGCAUCAGCUCCAAGAAAAGAUCGAACUCAAUCGGCGUGCGCAGGAGGAAGCCUUGAAGUACCGGGAGCAGCUGAUUCGAGGCUUGGAGGAGGCGAGGGAAGAGACCCGGAGAGAAAGAAUGGAGGAGGCCGAGUUGAAAAUGGCUCGUAAGCAGGAGCUGGAGGCACAGGUCACAGAGCGCCAUCUCCAGGAACAAGAAGAACUGGAGCAGCAGAGAAAGGAGGAGGAAGAGGCUUGGCUCGCGGACCAGUUAUCGGAGGAGCUCGUGCAGCAGGAGGCGCGCCUGAUGAGCAAGCAUGGCUUUCAGUCUAAGCCAUAUGGUCGUCCCAAAAUUGCCUGGAACUGAACCUGGAUGCCCAGCAAGCACUAGGACCAAGGAUGCUGAGGUGUGACUUGUGUUGCUAGUAAACCUAACCAGGUAUUCCGGGGAUUAAAAAUAAACAUUAUAUUAUGCUCACCAUUUGGAAAGGGUCACGGUGACGUUGCUCAGAGUGAACUAACUGGGAAGAGGAGGGGGCCAGACUCUAAGGAGCUGGGGAUGGAUGCAGGCCAGCUAAUGUAAAAAUUUAGGCCUUUUCAGUUGUAAAAAUGUAAUGAAAUGUAGGUAAACAUUUAGAAUAUUUUCAAAUAGCUUUCUAUGAAAACUAACUUUAUUUAUAAAUAGCAGAAAGUUCUGAAGUUCUUAAUUAUUAAGUGCUGGGAGUUUGACUUUUCAGGAAGAAUUUCCAUGUAAACUCUUAAGACAGAACACACAAAACAGGUUGUGUCUUUCCUAUUGGUUCAUGCUCAAUUUCAAAUCCCCAACAGUUACUAGUAAAUGUAAUGUUAGUGAUAUGGUCGGCUUAUUGUUUAAACAUAAUUAAGGCACUUAUUUAUUGGAGGUAUUUUUCAAUAAAUUUUUUUAAAUGAA